CCGCUCCUCCUUCCGCCUCGCCCGGGGCCCGCAGCCGCAGACUUCCGGUUUCCCGGCGGUCCCCGCGGCCGCUGGAGGUGAGCGGCCGCCAUGGCGUUCUCGGCGCCUACGGCCUACCUGACCCAUCAGCAGAAGGUGUUGAGGCUUUACAAGCGGGCGCUGCGCCACCUGGAGUCGUGGUGCAUCCACAGGGACAAAUACCGGUACUUUGCUUGUUUGAUGAGAGCCCGGUUUGAAGAACAUAGGCAUGAAAAAGAUAUGAGGAAGGCCACCCAGCUGCUGAGGGAGGCAGAGGAAGAAUUUUGGUAUCGUCAACAUCCGCAGCCGUAUAUCUUUCCUGACUCUCCUGGGGGCACCUCCUAUGAGAGAUACGAGUGCUAUAAGAUUCCAGAGUGGUGCUUAGAUGACUGGCAUCCUUCUGAGAAGGCAAUGUAUCCUGAUUACUUUGCCAAGAGAGAACAGUGGAAGAAACUCCGGAGGGAAAGCUGGGAGCGAGAGGUUAAGCAGCUGGAGGAGGAAACCCCACCUGGUGGUCCUUUUACUGAAGCUUUGCCUCCUGCUCGAAAGGAAGGUGAUUUGCCCCCCCUGUGGUGGCAUAUUGUGACCAGACCCAGGGAUCGGCCUAUGUAGAGAGAGAGAGACCUUACUGUUUAUGUUUGCAAGUGAAGUAAGUUACAGAACACAUAUACACUUGCCCAAAUAAAAAUAACUAAAAUGGUC
This is a messenger RNA of Otolemur garnettii (small-eared galago), 720 nucleotides long. RefSeq names its product NADH:ubiquinone oxidoreductase subunit B9 (gene NDUFB9). The record is from RefSeq and is a predicted model, not a curated record. Lineage: Eukaryota; Metazoa; Chordata; Mammalia; Primates; Galagidae. Gene Ontology annotation, biological process: mitochondrial electron transport, NADH to ubiquinone. The coding region runs from base 91 to 630 and encodes 179 amino acids. The transcript has 4 exons.